Molecule: messenger RNA, 801 nt
Organism: Plasmopara halstedii
Lineage: Eukaryota; Oomycota; Peronosporomycetes; Peronosporales; Peronosporaceae
Product: cytochrome b ascorbate-dependent
Exons: 4
Coding region: 1-801 (266 amino acids)
Molecular function (GO): oxidoreductase activity
Source: RefSeq, a predicted model, not a curated record
AUGGAGGAUGUUCCACGUAUUUUAGCCCACAGUCUUCCGUCACUUGCGGUGAUACUUAUGGGCUAUUGGAUGGGACGUGGACUGACCGCCUAUGUCGUGAAAGACGAUGUGGUAAUUGCGCACGAUAUAUCCGGAUUUUCAUUGAGUUAUGGGGACGCGCGGGUGUUUAAUUGGCACCCGCUGCUUAUGAGCCUCGGUUUCGUCUUCUGCUCAAUGCAAGCAGCACUGGCAUAUAUCUCCCUACCAUUCAAUCACGCAAUGAACAAGCGUAUCCAUCUGUCGCUUCACGCACUAGGAUUCUUAAGUGCAGUACUCGGUGCUGUGGCGGUGUUUCGCUUUCACAAUGAGCAUGGCAUCACUAAUCUUUACAGUUUACACAGCUGGAUGGGGCUCGGAGUCUUAAUUUUGUUUUUCCUGCACUGGCUGGGUAGUUUUGGUGUGUUCUUUUAUCCGGGUGCGGAGAAAAGCGUUCGCAAGUUGAUAGCUCCGUAUCACAUUGCAAUCGGCCUGUCAAUUCUUGGACUUGUUGUCGCAACAGUUGAGGCAGGAAUCAUGGAGAAGCUUACAUUUAAUGGCAGCUGCAAUGUAAAUGGCGAAUUAUAUGGUAAGAAAGUGGAGAAAUUCAUGGCAUCGGAUUGCGUUUUGGGCAAUGUUAUCGGACUAUUAGUGGCAUUAAGCUCACUUGCACUUGUCAUCACGAUCUGGCUUUCGAAGCACGAAUAUUCAACGACGCAAUUGAGGGACGAGGCGGCUCCAUUGCUCGGCAGCUCGGGAGACGAAAAAACGGAGAUAUCCGUUUGA